CCCAAAAUCUGCUAGCAUUCUCUUUAUCUCAGAGCCGGACCAAGACUGCGAUUGAUCCGCCACCCCGCUCAACCAACUCACUGCGAAAUUACCCUGUAUCUUUCGAUCUCUUCAUUGUUCUAUCGUGCUGUGGCUUGCCCAGAGAACCAUGGAAGAGUCAAGACUGGCUGUGGGAAUCGAUUUUGGAUCCAGCAAGACAGGUAUCAUACCCGCCAGAUUCUUCUUCCUUCCCGCCCGUCCAAAUGUGUUCGUCACUCACAUCUCCACUUACUACACAGUGAUUUCAUAUCAAGAGUCUAGCUCCGCUCACUUGAGUCCCUAUCGUUUCUGCCUUCACGAAAGUCCUAUCAUCCCGUCGACAAUUGCUUAUCUGUCGGAUGAGCUAUGCUGUAUUGGCACAGCCGCCCAGAGGCGUUCGAACUGUAUCUACUGGCUAAAGCAUCUGCUGCAUGAAUCAUGUAAAAUAGAUGACUCAGGUGAUACACCGAUCCAGGACCUUGUCCGGGGGGUACGGAACGGACUGCCUCAGAAGCAGCGAGACAAUCCCUACAUCCUGGUAGCCGACUUCCUCCGGGUGCUGUUACAUCACCUCCGGGCCGAGCUGGAAUGUAUCGUUAAUCUCAAAAACCUAACCCCGAGUGUACACUUUUACCGUUCCGGCUACUUGGUCAGAGCACACCCGCAUGAUGAUGAAAAAAGCCAUUCAGUUGGCAGGCUUUGAACAUCGAAACGCAACAGUCUGCCUCACCACCGAGGCCGAGGCGGUUGCCAUGUAUGCAGCCACUGAAAGCGGAUUCAACAUGAGACUGUUCAGCGAGGUAACUAGACCAUGCUGCCUAGCUCUCACUUUCGCCGCCAGUUUAAAUGACCGAGGC
Aspergillus brunneoviolaceus CBS 621.78 is the source of this 875-nucleotide messenger RNA. RefSeq lists its product as uncharacterized. Lineage: Eukaryota; Fungi; Ascomycota; Eurotiomycetes; Eurotiales; Aspergillaceae. The coding region runs from base 149 to 721 and encodes 190 amino acids. The transcript has a single exon. The record is from RefSeq and is a predicted model, not a curated record.